Elaeis guineensis (African oil palm) is the source of this 1183-nucleotide messenger RNA. Lineage: Eukaryota; Viridiplantae; Streptophyta; Magnoliopsida; Arecales; Arecaceae. The record is from RefSeq and is a predicted model, not a curated record.
GUUGAAGUAAAAAAUUCCUAUAAAUCUUACAAACCUCGCACCUUCAAUGGCUCAAUCCUGCGCAGCAGAAAAUGGAGAAGAUCGAGCACUCUUUUCUCAACAUCAGAGGCCUCAAUCUCCACGUAGCGCACAUAGGAAAAGGAGAAUUGGGGACUCUGGUAUUCCUCCAUGGAUUCCCAGAGAUAUGGUACUCCUGGAGGCACCAAAUGGUCGCCGUCGCCGAAGCUGGAUUCCGAGCCAUCGCCCCCGACUUCCGCGGCUACGGCCUCUCCGAGCAGCCCCCGGAGCCCGAGAAAGCCACCUGGGAGGACCUCGUCGAUGAUGUCCUCGCCAUCUUGGACUCCCUAUCCAUCCCCAAGGCUUUCGUGGUAGGGAAGGAUUUUGGAGCCAAACCAGCGUAUGAUUUGGCCGUCUCUCACCCGGAUCGAGUCGCGGGUGUCAUCACCCUGGGAGUUGCUUUUGUUCCCAAACCCUUCUCUCGUGAUAGCCUUCCAGAAGGCUUCUACAUAUUCAGAUGGGGGAAGCCAGGCCGAGCAGAGGCAGACUUUGGCCGGUUUGACGUAAAGACCGUGGUGCGCACUAUCUACAUUCUCUUCUCCAGGAGUGAGAUUCCAAUAGCAGGGGAAGGCCAGGAAAUUAUGGACCUGGCAGACUCUACUACUCCAUUGCCGGAAUGGUUCUCCGACGAAGAUCUUGAAGCCUAUGCUUCUCUGUAUGAGAAAUCCGGACUCAGGUUCCCACUCCAGAUACCGUAUAGGUCAUUCCACAAGUGGGUUUACAAAUCUGAUCCCAAAGUUGAAGUCCCUGCGCUGGUGGUGAUGGGGGAAAAGGAUUACUAUCUCAAGUUUCCGGGAGUGGAGGACUACAUCAGGAGUGGAAUCGUGAAGAGCUUUGUGCCGGAUCUGGAGAUCAUAUACAUGCCUGAAGGAAGUCAUUUUGUUCAGGAGCAGUUCCCGGACCAAGUGAACCAGCACAUCAUCAAAUUCCUUAAGAGCCAUAUCUGAGCUCUAUUAAAGGUUUGGGGUUUAGUUCUAUGUGAUGUUAAACCAAGAGGUAAUAAAGAUUCUUAGUUUGGCGAGCUUCUCUUGAAUGGAUUUCUGAUGAUGUGAUGUUCAACCUUGAUUCUGAGUUACUGUUCUGGUCAAUUUAAUGAAGCCAUGGCACAUGAUUUUCUUUAGCUAAA